GAGCGGCGACCCAAAAGUAUUCUAACCACGCGCCCACCAGCCGCAUUGGCGCACCAAGCAAGGCCGUCUCUACUAUGACUUUUGUUCAAAACUCGGACAUAAAUGCGUCAACUACUCCAGAUCUAGAGGAACGUCCUUCAACUCUUCCAAAGCCAUUUGCAACCAUUACCGGCCAGCCCCAGAUUGGCAAACCCAUGUUACCACCAUUUGCGCCAGUCAUAUUUGUGGAGGCCAAGGAAUCAUCUCUCAGCACUGAGCUCGGCGCAGAUAAAUAUGUGCCCAUUAACGUCCCAGCCGAGGAAGCCGAGGCGAAACA
Messenger RNA from Acaulospora colombiana, 316 nucleotides. The record is from the annotation of a GenBank genome assembly. Lineage: Eukaryota; Fungi; Glomeromycota; Glomeromycetes; Diversisporales; Acaulosporaceae.